AUGGCUCUUUAUGAUCGCAUUACCACUAUGAGGGAUCACCACAGUCGGAUUCUUGCUGAUCUCAAAACCGUUGAACAUACACCUGACACGCUAAAAUCCCACGAAGCCUAUCUGUCUGACCUACGUAAGCAACUCGCGCAGACCAGCGACCGCCUUGAGAAGGUUGCAGAGCUUACACAGAUCGAACGUGAGGAACAUGGGAAAUACCGCGAUAGUACAAUCCGUCGACUCAUGUACAGGGCGUCUGGCAGGCGGGACGAAUUCGAAAAGAAAGCUGACAAAGAGAUGCGAGAGUACUACAGUGCCCUCGAGAGAGAGCGUGCGAUCAAGGCGGAGAAGGAGAUGCUAGAGACUCAGAUUGAGGAGGCAACCGCAGCGCGGAAAGAGCUCCAAGCGGCAUGCACUGAACGCUUAAGGCUACAUGAAGAACUUGAAAGGCUUUAUGAGAAUCUGUUUGGUGGUCCGACCGCUGAAUUUCCUGAAGAAGAUGCGCUGGAGGAAGCCACAAAAGCUGCUCAAGCCUGGUAUGGUGAGCUCAGCGGACGGUUGAAUAACAUCUACCAAGCAGCGCAGUGCCUCGCAAAGGCACAGUUAACUGUCAAACAAGCUUUGCUGGACAUGUAUGAAGCGCUGCAGCACUGUCAGAGAGAUAUGUGGGGGUUUGGAAGCAUUCUUGCCGAUUUUGGAAAACAGAACUGCUUGUCCCGAGCCCAGUCGAGAGCUAGCCAGACGCAAGUGCUAGUAUCUCAGGCAAUGAGGCUGGAUCCAGAUGUGCAGCCUCUCCCUCGUAUGACUAUAGCACGCGGAAGCAUGAUAAGCGGAAUUCUCUUCGAUAACAUAUUUGUCGACCUGAACUGCCUCGCGAUGAUUCAGCAGUCCUUCAAUGAGAUGAAGAAUGUGGAGGUGUUUCUUAGGAUGCAGCUGACACAAGCCAAGUCUCGUGAAGCAAAUAUGCGCACUCGAGUGAAAUCAGCCGCAGCUGACCUCGAAAAUUCUCAAAGGGAACUACAGAGGACUCGAGAGCAGAUUUUCAGGAAUGUUGUCGACCCACCGCCUCCGUAUGUAGAAGAGACCACUGGAACACUCAUAGACUCUUAG
Molecule: messenger RNA, 1098 nt
Organism: Aspergillus fischeri NRRL 181
Lineage: Eukaryota; Fungi; Ascomycota; Eurotiomycetes; Eurotiales; Aspergillaceae
Exons: 1
Coding region: 1-1098 (365 amino acids)
Source: RefSeq, a predicted model, not a curated record